Neltuma alba is the source of this 1812-nucleotide messenger RNA. RefSeq names its product probable isoprenylcysteine alpha-carbonyl methylesterase ICMEL2. Lineage: Eukaryota; Viridiplantae; Streptophyta; Magnoliopsida; Fabales; Fabaceae. The record is from RefSeq and is a predicted model, not a curated record.
CUGAAAGCUACUACCAUGGCGAAUGCCAACUUCUCAUCGUCCUCGCCGGUGCCGUCCUGAACCUAAACGACCAUUUGAUGUCCUGUCUUGUUCUUAUCCAUUCCCAAAGCUGAUUCUCUUUGUCUCUCUCUCACGUCCAAAUGUCAAUAUUUUAUUGAUUUUCAAACUUGGAAGCAAUUAAUAAGCUAUGUCAUAUAUUCCCUCCCAAAUUUCCAAAUCCUGCUGAGGCGCUCAAACAGAGGCUGUUCUGUUAUCUUCCAUACAUUCUGAGUUUUUGUCAUUCUGUUGCUUGCUCCAGCCUCCAGCGAUGGCCCCGUCGGCGGCGACCUUGAUCGAACGCCGUCGAGUGAUUUCGACGAACGGUGGUGGGAAAGCUCUGGUAGAUGUGGAUUCGGGAGAGCUGAGGGGAGAAAAUGGCUGCGACAGUUCAGGUGAGAAGCGCGUGGGAGUCGCCGGGAGAAAUGGCCCUCGGCCUCAGCCUGCUCGGCAAUCGUCCUAUAAAGAAAAUAUUGGUCACAUAGCUGCCGAGACGUAUUUGAUUACUCGGCUUGCUUUCACGCUUCUUCAAUGUUUGGGGAUAGGUUAUCGCUGGAUUACUCAAUUGCUUGCCCUUGGAUGCUAUGCCAUGCUUCUUAUGCCUGGUUUUCUACAAGUUGGAUAUUUUUAUUAUUUCUCAAAGCGGGUAAAACGAAGUGUUAUUUAUGGAAGUAUGCCAAGGAAUAGGAUGGAUCUGUAUUUACCUGCUGAUAUUCGUGAACCCAAACCAGUUUUGAUAUUUGUAACUGGAGGAGCAUGGAUUAUUGGGUAUAAAGCAUGGGGUUCCCUGUUGGGAUUACAGUUGGCAGAAAGAAACAUCAUGGUGGCAAGCAUUGAUUACAGAAACUUUCCUCAGGGAACCAUCAGUGAUAUGGUAAAAGAUGUCUCGCAAGGAAUUUCAUGCGUUGUUAACACUAUAACUGAUUAUGGAGGUGACCCUAAUAGGAUUUAUCUGAUGGGGCAAUCUGCUGGUGCUCAUAUUUCUGCUUGUGCUUUAAUGGACCAAGCACUUCGAGAAUCUGGAAAAGAAGAUAGUGUUUCUUGGAGCGUCUCCCAGAUAAAAGCAUAUUUUGGUUUAUCCGGGGGAUACAACUUAUUGGAUUUAAUUGAUCACUUUCAUCAACGUGGCUUGUAUCGUUCCAUUUUCUUAAGCAUAAUGGAAGGUGAAGAAUCAUUGGAGAAAUUUUCUCCUGAAGUCGAAGUUAGUGACCCACGCAUUAAAGAUGCCAUUCCUCUGUUGCCCCCAAUUAUUCUGUUUCAUGGAACUGGUGAUUAUUCCAUACCAGCAGAUUCCAGUAAAAAGUUUGCUGAUACUCUGAAGAACGUGGGUGCACGAACUCAGCUUAUUCUAUAUGAUGGAAAACACAACACAGAUCUGUUUUUCCAAGAUCCAUUGCGAGGUGGUAAAGACGACCUAUUUGAACACGUAGUUUCUAUCAUACAUUCUGGUGAUGAUGAAGCUCUUGCACAGGAUGCAAUGGCACCCCCAAGAAGACGGUUUUGUCCUGAGUUUUUGUUGAAGUUGGCCGGCAAGAUCAGUCCUUUCUAAGCUUCUGGUAGUUCUCUAGAUUCCUUUCAUGUAUUGAUCAGGCUCGCCUGAAAUUUACUUCACUCCGAAGGAUCUUUAACGACAUGGAUCUUCUCCAUUCAUGCAUUUAGAGAGAAGAAUGACGAGAAAAUGAACUGUGAAUGCGGAGGACGUGGAAGGAUCUCAAUAGUUCUUGUAUAUUAAUUACAGUAGUUCCGAAUCUCUUCUAUUCAUUUGGGUAUUUCUUA